Pelobates cultripes (western spadefoot toad) is the source of this 19994-nucleotide messenger RNA. The record is from the annotation of a GenBank genome assembly. NCBI's taxonomy places the organism in Eukaryota, Metazoa, Chordata, Amphibia, Anura, Pelobatidae.
CAGCAGAGCAGAAUGGGGGGCUGGCACAAUCUCUCCUCUUAGUGACAGCCUCCCACAAACACAGGGUCGCCCGGAGCCCACCCUGCUUACCGGCAGGCGGAACUCGCAGUUAUCCUGGGCCAGUAGCAGAAGGUACUUUCUCAUGGCAGCACCGCUCCUGCAGGACAGCGCCAUCUUGCCCAGUGACGUCAGCAGGGGGGCGGGGCAGGAAGUGUAGUGGUAGUGCGGCUCGCUGUGUGUUGGGUGGAGCUGGCGGACAGACAAAGCUGGAGAGCGGAGCCAGAGUCCCAGCAGGCGGGGAGCCGGGCAGAGACACGGCCAUGGCUGCCGACACUGAGCACCAGGACUCGGCCUUUGACAGCAAGUGCGUCUUCUGCAGGAUCGCCAGCAGCGAGGAGAGCGGGGCCGAGAUGCUCCAUGUCGAUGUGAGUCCCCCACCAGUCAUGGCACGGGGAGGGUGGCUGUGAUGGCACGGGGAGGGUGGCUGUGAUGGCAUGGGGGGGGUGGGAAGAGGGGGAGCAAUGCAGUGACGGUCCAACACUAACAGCACUGAUAGCACUGGAUGAAACGAAUAUGGUUUAAUAAUGCUCCUUAAAUUGGGGCUGUCACUGUCACCAGGAUUUGUAAUAUUUACUUAAAGGGACACUAUAGUCACCAAAACUACAACAACUUAAUGCCUGGUGUCUAUAGUAUGUCCAUGCAGGAUUUUUAAUGUAAACACUGCCUUUUCAGAGAAACUUCCUUCUGCUUUUAGCCCAGAAUAACUUGUAAUCCUUCUACAGACAAUCCCUACAUUCAGCGUCUCCUUGCUCUGCAUGGAAGCACUGAACACGCAGUGUGUGGCGCAGUGUGUGUGGUGUUUAGCUGUGCAUGCGCAAUAGCCUCCUAAUGCUUUCAGAUGAAAAAGCAUUGAAUUGGGUGAGAUCGUCGAGAUUGAUGAUCUCAGCCAUAAUGGCGGGGCCAUCUGUGGCAAGGCAUGGGAAAAAGGUAAGUAAACUCACCUUUAACAUGUGAUCUUAAAGGGACUGGUCACCUAAAUAGUCAAAUACUGUAGUGUCCGGAAUAUAUGUUUGUAUUCCUGAUACUAUAAUGUUCCUUUUUAUAGGGAUACUCAAGACCCCUAAAGCACUUUAGCUUCCUGAAAUGCUUUAUAUGGGAAGAGUGUGUCCUCUUCAUUUUACAAAAUGUAAAUAUUUCAAUACAAAUUGACAUUUUUACAACUUAACCUUGGUAGACUCUCCUAGCUGUCAAUCAGACAAGGGAUCCUGUUACUUCCUGGUUUGGUUAACUCAGCUGCGCUAAGCUAAAGAGGCAGCAACACCUGUGUUGCAAAGACUUCUCAUUGAGUUGCAUUGGGAAGUCUGUGAUUGGGCAGCCACAGAAAGUCUUGUCUAAGUUAGAAGGGGAGGGCUUGCAAAGGCACCAGAGAAGAGUACUGCAGGUUUUGUAAGCUGUCUUUAGAUAUCCUGCAAUAAAAAAUGAAUAAUUAAAGCAUGUAUGUUUUCAUUUGGGCAAGUCAAUUCAUAUAUAUGAGAAUAUGCUGGUUGGCAAAGCUCAGUGAUUGCCACGCAUGUGUGUUAUAUUUACCGCCACCACCACAUAGAAGCAUUGGAUUAGCUGAGAUCAUCACUAAUGAUCAUCACUAAUGAUGGUCUUAGUCAAGGAAGUACUGAGCACACUGACACAGGCUCGCCAAGUGUAGAAGGUGAGUAAAAUGUAUUUAUUAUUUCUGGGGGGGUAACCCUGAAUUUAAGAAAUACAUGUUUGUAAGACUAACAGAGUGUUGGUUUAAUCAUUAUUAGAACCGCUUCCCUUUUCACACUAUUGAACUUGAGACAAAAACAAUGGAGGAGAUUUAUCAAAAAGUUUAGUUCUAAAAAAUAAAUAAAUGGUCAAAUGUACUAAACUUACUAAUUGAGCCGUCUGACACAUUUCAUUGGUAAUAUCUCCCAGUUUACAUAUUGCGCCACAACAGAAUCACUCUGAUCAAUCUUCUCCAAUGUUUCUGUUUUCUACCUAUUUUUGCAAUGUUUGCACUAAAUCACUUGUCUAAUCUUUGAAGAAGUACUGAAAAAAUAUGAUUUGUUUACAUUUUCUUUUAGAAUACUGGGCCCCUUUAACCCCUUAAGGAUGCGUGAUGGAAGCAUUAUAGGCAUCCAAAGUGGUCUGGGUGCCUAUAGUGCCCCUUUUAAAGGUUUCUCCAAAUGAACUUCAGUGAUUUGAAGUGGUCAUGGAGUCUGUAUGUGACGAACUGGGUCAGUCAUGCGCUAAAAUUAACCCCAGAUUGUCACAAUUGCGGGGUUAAUGCUCCUCUGGUCUUCCUCGGUAUUCACGCUGUCCCUGUAGCUGUGAUCGCUCUGACAGGUUGUCAGAGCGAGCACAUGUGCUGCGGGGACUUCUGAUCCGCCUCCCUGCUCUUCCACGUUCAGUGCUGAAGUGCUCUAGGGGUUGAGAGUGUCUCUUUAAAUAUCUAGGAAACAAGCAUUUGCACUUAAGAUAGUAUAGAUUAUUGUUCGCAUAAGGCAAUAGCAGAUGGAUAAGGCUUUGAAAUGCACACAUCUGACACUAACAUAUUUAAAGCUCUCAUUAAACAAUGAGUCAGUGAUGGUAACGAGCUUGAUAAUGCACUGAAUCAUUAUUUUAUGCUAUGCUUUGUUUUGACUUGCUAUUAUUAAACCUUUUAAAGAAAACCACAUCUACUCUACAGCCUCACUUUCUUAAAGCAUAAGCUCUUGAUAAGAGCAGAAGCAGAUAUUGGCAUAUUAAUAUUUUAAGGUAUACUAUAAGUGCCAGGAAUACAAAGCUGUAUUCCCGGCACUAUAGCUCCCUUUUGCCUCCCUCCACAGCGGUCAAUAAAGGGUUAAAAAGCAUUUAUUUACUUAUCUCACUGGUCUGCCUCUUCCUCCAUCCCACGUUUAACAUUGCAGCAUCAAGGGCAAUAAGGAUACUGCACCCAUAUCACUUCAAUGAGCUAAAGUGGUCUGGGUGCCUAUAGUGCCCCUUUAAGGGUUUCUCCAAAUGAGUCAUUUGAAGUGGUCUGUAUGUGCAACUUUUCUCUGUCAAAUGCUGAACAUUUGUGUAAGAUCAACCCGUCAGCUGCCGGAGGUGUCACUACGCCUCCAGCAGCAUCACUAAGUCAUAAUCAUCCACCUAAAGUUCCAGGUUGACUGUCAUUCUUGGAAGAAAGAGAGAGGGGCUAUGGGGUGGGAAAACCACCACCACUACCCCACAAAAAGGUUACAGAGGCCUCCAGCAGCAUCACUAAGUCAUAAUCAUCCACCUAAAGUUCCAGGUUGACUGUCAUUCUUAUCCAUAUUUCUAUGCACAGAUUUGCAAUCAUUUCCUGAGAGCGGUUAGCUGAAGCUCUCAGCCAAUGAUCAGCAGGAUCGACAACCAGAAUCCAAAUACACAUCACAACCAGCCAUAUAGGAAUUCUAGCACCCGACAGGACCAGGUAGAAUGGCAAACCAUUGCAAUGAUUUACGAAUAUAUGGGAUAUGGUGCUAGGAGUACCUUGGCGCCAUAACUACUUCAGUGGGCUGUAAUGGCACCAGUUGUUAUAAUGCUUCUUUCAUGUUUAACAAAAAAUACCUUACCUCACGGUUAUCUUGAUGCAUUCUGCUAAGACACUCUAAUUGCAGGCAUCACCCCAUGCAUCUCAUUGGGAAGCACAAAAAGAUUUAUGGAGGCCAAUAGGGAAAAGCACAAGAGCACAAAAUGGGCAUCCUCCAUAGACCCUUGGAGGACCAGUGAAGGAAUCCCAUUCCAUACUGACGUGCAUGGACAAGAGUACAUGUAGCAAACCUUGAUUUAAUGGAACACUCCAGACCCCUAAAGCACUUCAGCUUGUUAAAGUGAUUUAGAGGUUAACAGAAUGUCCUCUUCCUAAUACUUUAUAAUACUGCCGAUUUAAUUUGGAAUUUAGAGAAAUGGAUUCAAUGCUUUUUCAAGUGAAAAGCUGAGGUGCUGGGAGGAUUAUAAUUAUAUACACACACUCUGCAUUAUAUACACACUCUGUGUGUAUAUAAUGCUGAGUGUGGGGGGAGGGCAUUUUUAUAUAUUUUUUUUUUUAUUUUAAUAUUCUCUUUUUUAAUUUAAAUAUUUUUAUUUUAUUUAUUUUUUUUUUAUUUUUUUUUAGUUCUCCCCUGCUUGUUAACUCGUCAGGGAGGGGGGCUAUCUUAAUCCCUGGUGGUUUAGUGGGGGUAGGAGCCCCCGUGUAAAUCUCGCGGUCUGCGUGCCGCGCGGAGCAUUGUCACGAUAACCCGUGGCAACGCUCUGACGGCUGAGGCUCUCGCGAGAUUUACAGGGGAGCUGACCGGAACGGAGGAGAAGGGAGCUGAUAGGAGCUUCAAGAAAGGUAAGUAAACGCUCCCUGCCAGCCCCCAACAGGACCGCCGGGCUUGUAAUGAGCCCGGCGGUUCUGGUCUGUAUUAUGGUAAUGUAGUUGCCAUAAUACAGACAUUGACUCGAGUAUAAGUCGAGUGGGGGUUUUUCAGCACAAAAAAUGUGCUGAAAAACUCGACUUAUACUCGAGUAUAUACGGUAAGUUUAUCCUUUAACAUGGGUGUUUUUUGUUUGUGUUUUUUUUUUUUUUGAGAAAAGAUGCACUUGAGCCUAACCAAACACUGUAGAAUAAUAAAUAAAUGUAUUUAUAACACUGGAGUGUUCCUUUAAAGGCACCAUAAGAAUUUGUUUCCAGGGGUCUGAUUAGCUGAUGGAAUUAAACUGUUAAUUAAUGGUUUAACCCAAAAGUCUUCAGGCCAGCACUUCACCACUCUGCUCUACACCUCUGCCCAAUAUCUAAGGUUUCAGUCAGAAAGCCUUAAAACAGAUUGUGCUGAUAACCUGAGAUUAGUUUCUCCUCAUUGAGAAUAUUUAGUGAAAAAGAUAUUCAUGUUUUUCACUCUCUUUUCUCAAUUAAGAGCUACUGAAAGGACAAGCAAGUCAUCUCAUGGUUACAGCAUAUCAGCAGCAUUCUCCUCGGAAAGGGAGCAGUGCAGGGACAGAGCAAUUGGGAGCCAGUUUGAAGACUUUAGGGUUAAACCAGUGAUUCCCAAACCUGUCCUCAAGAUACUUAGUUUUCUAAAGACACUUUGUACACAACUGGGUAAUCCCUAUAUCCUGGACUGCUAGGGGUGCCUUGAGGACUGUUUUAGGAGCCACUGGGUUAAACCAUUUGUUAACGAUUUAACACCUUCAGGUAAGUUAGCGCUCAGGGUCUCCUCACACUAUAACAACUUAAUUGCAAAGUUGUUGUGGUGCUUGGAGUGUCAAUUUUAAGCUCCUUAACCCCCUUAGAGAUCGCUGACGUAUCUGUACGUCCGACAAAAAAAACGGUCCUUAAGGACUGCGGACGUACCUGAUACUUCCUGGGGUAAAUAGAGCUCUAAUGGUAUUACAGGAAUGCCUCAAUGUUGAGGCAUCGCUGUAAUACCCCCCCUCACUGCCGGGGCCACCGGGUGAUCGCUCCCCCUGGAGCAUUGGGGCGAGGCACUCAUAAUUUUUUUUUUUUUUUUUAUUAUUAUUAUUAUUAUCCCUCUACUCUCCCUCCCCAUGCACUUGACGAUCGCUGCUGUUCCCCCGCCGGCGAUCGGUCUUCUUCUCUUUUGGGGAAUCUCUGAACUGAGCACAGAUAGUCCCUCCCCCAAGGGCCAUGUGACCACUCAGUUCUGCCUGUACUGACAGGCAGUCCCCUUGCUGGUGGAAAAACUUAAAAUAAAGUUGAAAAACAUUAAAAAUAAAUAGUGUGUGUGUGUGUAUAUGUAUAUGUGUGUGUGUGUGUGUGUGUGUGUGUAUAUAUAUAUAUAUAUAUAUAUAUAUAUAUAUAUAUAUAUAUAUAUAUAUAUAUAUAUAUAUUUCUAAUAUAUUAUACAUAUAUAGGAUUUUAUGUACGUGUGUGCAUAUGUAUGUGUGUAUUUAUAAAAAAAAGUGUGUGUGUGUGUGUGUGUGUAUAUAUAUAUAUAUAUAUAUAUAUAUAUAUAUAUAUAUAUAUAUAUAUAUAUAUAUAUACAUACAGCGCUAGAGGCGCUUGCAUGCUUCUCACUGUGAAAAUCACUGGCGCGCAGCUCCUGCCGCGAAUGCGCAUUCAGCCGAAGGAGGAGAGCCCCCCCGUCCGGCGCUGAAAAAAGAGGUAAGUUUAACCCCUUCCUCUCCAUCCAGCCUGGCGGGAGGGGGAUCCUGAGGGUGGGGGCACCCUCAGGGCACUAUAGUGCCAGGAAAACGAGUAUGUUUUCCUGGCACUAUAGUGGUCCUUUAAUUUUGAAAAAAAAAAUGGUUUGGAAAUGGCUUCUUGUAUUUAUAGCCCUAUAACUUUCCAAAAAAAUGCUAAGAACAUGUUAACAUUUGGUAUUUCUAAACUCAGGACAAAAUUUAGAAACUAUUUAGCAUUGGUGUUUUUUGGCGGUUGUAGAUGCGUAUCAGAUUUUGGGUGUCAAACUCCAAAAAUAUAUAUAUAUAUGUGUGUGUGUUUUUUCUUUUUUUUGUUUUGUUUUUUUAAUCAUAUUUUAUCAUUUUUUUUUAUUUUUUUUAUUUUUUUUUAAUAGUAAAUUUAGAAAGACCAACGGUAAGAAAAUUGAAAAACGGUCUGGUAACUAAGGGGUUAAGUACACUUGGAUCUGGACCAAGAAUACCAUUUGUUCCAUAAAGCAUGUGAAUGACAGCUACAUAUAGUUAUACAUAUAAUCUCUACAAUUUAAUGGUGAAUGUGACAUGCAUGUAUCUCUCUGUGGCCAUGACAAAGAUGGCCACUCGAAAUGUAUACUAGUAUUUGCUUAUGUAUUCCGUGUGGUGUGGAGGAACUUCGUACUAGUAUACCAAUGGGAUACAAAUGUAAAAAAGUACUUUCUCCCUUGUCAGCCAAUCAUCAUUUUUAGAUUAAGAGAUACUAUGAAAGCUCUCCAAUAUUCUGAUUUCUCAUUGUCUUUUUUUGUCCUGCUUGCACUGUAUGUCGCACCUCUCUCUCUUUUGUUUCUGUGUUUCUUCACUCCAUUUUUAUGAUUGAACUGUCUCUUUUCACUGUGACUCCGGUGCACUAGUGUGUUCCUUUUCAUGCCGUCUAGUUUUGUGCUUUGCUAUUUCUGUAUAGAUUUAGGGGACAUGAUUUUGGCCUUUAAUUCGAUAGUAGGAAAAAAAAAUGUUUGAUCAUGUAAUUGACUUUUAUGUUUUUUUUUUUUGUUUUUUUUUUCAUAGGAUGACUUGGUCUGCUUUAGAGACAUAAGGCCUGGAGCACCACAUCAUUAUCUGGUAGUGCCCAAAACGCAUGUGGGAAACUGCAAGACUCUUUCAAAAGAUCACGUACAAUUAUGUAAGACAAUGUCUAAUGUGUUGAAUUUACAUAAAAACAAAUUAUGUAUAAUGUAAUGGAGUUUAUUCAUUCUAUGUAUUUUAGAAAAUGAAAAGGGAUUUACAAAUGUGAGUGUAAAAUUAAAGUAUUUGAAAACAUCCUGAUUUAGAGAAUAACCCUCAGUCUAUUUAUCUAGCAUCUUAUUUAUACAUAUUGAGCAUGCUAUGAAAAGUUAAGAUCUGUCUGUUAAUGUUUCACAACAAGCAUGAGGUAUUCUGUAGAUCAGGGGUUCCCAAUUAAAAAAAAUAGUAAAUUGCGUCCAAGGUGUGUAUAUCUGUGCUUGUGUGUUUAUGUAUACACCUUGACACACAGUGUGUAUCUGUGUUUGUAUGUGCCAGUGUGAAUGAAUCUGAUACAGACACUGGCAGAUAGUGGCACACAGAUACACACAGUGUGUAUCUGUGUUUGUGUGUGUGUGUGUGUGUGUGUGUGUGUAUCUGACACACACGCACACAUCUUGACUCACGAAUACACACACACGCUGGUACACAUAAUGACAUAUACACACACAUGCACCUACAGAUUCACAAUGCCAUACACACACUCACGCACACACACUAAGAUACACACAGUGACACAUACACACAAACAUUUACACACAGAUACAUACUCUUUGACAGACUCCCAUACAAACAUAUAUACACUCUCACUGACAAGAACACAUACUCACUGACAAGACCACAUUCACUCCAGGAUUCUACAAUGCCAGGAAAAUGGGUUUGUUUUCCUGGCACUAGAGAAUCCCUUUAACCCCUUAAGGACCAAACUUCUGGAAUAAAAGGGAAUCUUGACAUGUCACACAUGUCAUGUGUCCUUAAGGGGUUAAACCACCUUAAACUUUGUUUUGUGUGUGUCUUUUUUUUUUUUUUCUUCAGCAUUUAAAAUUUGGAUUCCCAUCUAACAAGCAUUCUGGGAAUCUUAAGUACUUGCAUCAUUGCAAGGUGCAGGAUACAUGAAAUGAGAAAUUUGUAAAAGGGUGUGUUUGGUUUUUUUUUGACAGGUAGGGAAAAACUCCUUAAUGCGGCACUGUCAUGCCGAACUUGCCUUUCUUUAAUCGAUUCCUCUUUUCUCCCUCUGUAAGGAUCGGUUCUUCAUUUCUUCCUGUCUGCUCUAGUUAUCUUUAAAACAAAAAGACAAAGGGACUACUUUGUCUCAUGGAGGUUUCCUACGCUUGACCAGAGGAGGAGCAAAGUGUGCUUCAUUUUGGUGGUCAGAGCAAUUUUCCCACAAUUCUCCCCUUUCCUCUGUGUUCCCGCAAAGCCUCCUUUCACUUUUCCCGAACGUCCUGUCACUUAAACAGAACACCAGCGAAACUACCGAAUUUCGUCCCAACAGAAUGAGAACAGUGUCUUCAUUCGUGUUAGGACGCAAUUCGGGACUUUGUUUGGACCGGAAUUACAACGAAUGAAUGAAACUCUGAUCCUAUUCGUGCUUGCAUCUUGCAGCCGCUUAGUAGAUAGCUCCCCAAUACCAUGGUAAUUAGGGAGUUAUCUACCAAAAAGACCUAAAUUGGUCAGCUCACUGUUUAAAAAAAUUGUCCUCGCCCUUACUUAGCUUCACAAUAAGGGGGAAACACACCUAUUGUCCUCCCCCCUGGGCCCUACCCCUGAGCGGCUGGUGGGGACCCCUAAAUAACAAUAGGGGGACACACGUAUUGCCCCCACCCCUAAGCAGCGGGUUAGGGCCCUCCAAUGAAAAUGUGGAGGUGAGACCUAUUGUCCUCCCCCUGGCCCCCACCACUGAGCGGCGGGUGGGGACCCUAAAUAACAAUAGGGCUGGCCUAUUGUCGUCGUCCCCCCCCAGGUGACUAGGGGUCUGAAGCCCCUAGAGAAAUGCAGAGACAGGUAAGCACGCUGGUUGGCUUGAACUCCAACCAAUCAGAGUGCUCUGUGUCAUUUUACACAGCGUGGGAAAGUUCUUUGGAAUCUUCCCAUGCUGUGUAAUUUGACUCAUAACAACACUGUCUGGUUCCUUUAACACGGAGGAAAGGUGAGAAUUGCGAGAAAAUAGCUUUGAUCAACAGAAAUGAAGCACACUUUGUUCCUCCAGUGGUCAAGCUUAGGAAACCUCCAUAAGACAAAGUAGUCCCUACUUUGUCUUUUUGUUUUUAAAGAUAACUAGAGCAGACAGGAAGAAAUGAAGAACCGAUCCUUACAGAGGGAGAAAAGAGGAAUCGAUUAAAGAAAGGUAAGUUCGGCAUACCGCUUUAAGUUAUGUGACAUUUAUAUAUUUACCCCCCUUGACAAUAAUGUUAAAAAUGCCUUUCCCUAUUGAAUUUUAUGGGAACCAUUCCAGUAAAAUAUUAUGAUUAUUUAUAUAAAGUGAUGAAAUCCAAUUAUUGCAUUUACCCUGCCAGCAGGUCCAAUUGAUUUCUUUAGGUAAUGUCAGCAAGAAGAUAAAUGUAAUAUCAGAGAGGCAGGUGAACGAGUAAAAGUGGAAGAGGGUGAAAAAACCCUGUAAUGGAACGGCAAGCAGAACAUGAAUUGUCUAUAUUUCUGUAAUGCCUUGUUCAUCUAAAGAUAUAACCGCUCCCAACCAGAUAAACACUUGAAUGCAGUAGUCCAAAUCCAUUAAAAAAUAUUUUUUUUUAAAGCUUUAUUUAUGCUGCCUUUUUAAAACUGCAAUACCCGGCUUUGCAUCAUGUUGUGAGAGCACAUCCCUGGAUAUUAAAGUGGCACUGUCAUGCCGAACUUACCUUUCCUCAAUCUCUUCAUCUUCUCCCCCUCUCUCAGGAUCUGUUGUUCUUUUCUUCCUGUCUUCUUUAGUUUUCUUUAAAAUCAUUAGACAAAUUAGGGACUCUUUGCCUUAUGGAGGAUUCCUCCGCUUGACCAGCUCUGACCAGCGGAGGAGCAAAGUGUGCUUCAUUUCCGCUGGUCAGAGCAAUUUUCCGAUGAUCCUUACCUUCCCUCUGUGUUCCCACAAUGCUUCCUGUCACUUUACACUAAACUGCCGAAUUGCGUUCUAACUGAAUGAGAACAGUAUGUUCGUUUCUUUUAGAACGCAAUUCGGCAUUUUAUUCGGAUCGGAAUUUCAUUCUAAUGAAUGAAACUUCGACCCUAUUCAUUGCCGCGGCUGCAUCUUGCAGCCGCUUAGUAGAUAACUCCCUAAUUCCCACGGUAUCAGGGAGCUAUCUACUGAAAACAGAAAUAAUAGGUCGCGCUACAACAAAUGAAUAUAAUAUAUUAGCAUACACUAAGAAACGUAGAGAAAAAGAAUGUAUAAUUAAUAGUCCAAAUACUUGGUGUACUUUUGAUAAAUUCCAAUGGAUAGAUGAAGAUCUCAGUACUUUAUGUCCGUCUCUUACUGUAUUCGGCAAAGGGGUAAUGUAUUCAAUGAGAAACAAGAUCUUCUAAUGUGAGCGUAGUCUUGACUCGAUGGUAACCAUGAAAAAUAAACAGGGAAAAUCCAAUAGUGUAUAUUGUCUGUAGAUAAUUGAGAGUAUGAAGAAUAAUAGGGAGGUAAUACACUCACCUAUUUCUGAGCAUAAACUCGCUCUAGUAUAUUAGGCAUUCAGUGGCGUUUGUCCCCCACUGGUAGGAUAUAGGUGAAGAUGAUUCCUCCGUAUAAGAAAAGAAAUAAAAACAAUAUAGUGCUCACUGGAUAUAAAUAAAAAUAAAUAAAAUGAGAGAAUAAAAAUACUCACAUUCAGAUGAGCAGAAUAGACUGCUCAGUAUAAUCGCACGAGUGGUACAAUCCCCACCCAGGAUUCUUGGCUGUAUGUAGACUCCAAGGUAAAAAAUAACCGGGUACCAGGAAAUUAAUAAAAUGAAAUAAAAAAAGGUAUAUGGCAAAAUUAUAAUAAAAGAGCCAAUAUUCCUUUAUUAAUACAGUAUAAAAUAUAAAUAAUAGCCAAAACGCGUUUCGCCACACAGGGCUUUAUCAACUGGCAAUAGUAAAAAACUAGUGGCUGACAUAAAGUACUGAGAUCUUCAUCUAUCCAUUGGAAUUUAUCAAAAGUACACCAAGUAUUUGUACUAUUAAUUAUACAUUCUUUUUCUCUAUGUUUCUUAGUGUAUGCUAAUAUAUUAUAUUAAUUUGUUGUAGCGCGACCUAUUAUUUCUGUUUUUGCCAUUUCUCUUUUGAGGAUUUUAGAGGGAACCUCAUACCUAUAGGUUGCAGCUAUCUACUUGUUUCUAGCCCCUUACUAUAGCACACAGCGCUGAUCCAUUUUCCAUUUGUAGCUAUCUACUAAAAGGCUGAAAGACCUAAAUUGGUCUUUCAGCCAAAUCCACUAAUACUAAGUAAAGAUUACUUAGUAUUAGUAAAUUAAAUGCUAUACCGCGAGUAGGGGCAUGUGUAGUGAGCAGCUUAUAGCAUGCCCGUGGGAGCAGUGAGCAUGCCCGUGGGGGCCCUAAAUAAAGAUGGGGGGGACCUACUGUCCCCCCCCCCCGGCCCCCACCCCUGAGCGGUGGGUGGGGGCCCUAAAGAUAUGGGGGGGAACUUCUGUCCCCCCCCAGCCCCCACCCCUGAGCGGUGGGUGGGGGCCCUAAAUGAAACACCCCCCCACCCAAAAAAAACCUAUCCCCUACCUACCCCCCUCACCCUAAAAGUAGUGAGGGGGGGAAUAAAAUAACUAACCUGUAAAAAAAAUAAAUAAAUAAAUAAAUAAAAAAAAUUAAACUUACCAUUUGACGUCUUCUUUUUUCUAAAAUCUUCUUUCUUCAGCCCCCAAAAAGGCCAAAUAAAAAUCCAUUAUACCCGUCGCACUUUAAAAAAAAAAAAAACGAGCGCAAAAAAAAUUUAAUCCAAGUUCGCCCUUCGAGGGCACGCCGCAGACUGAGCUCCGCAGGGCGGGUCAAGGCUUAUAAAGCCUUGCCCCGCCCUGCAAUUAGGCUUAGAACACUCUGGUGGGUUUAAGCCAAUCAGAGUGCUCUGAGUCAUUUUACACAGCGUGGGAAAAUUCAAAAGAACUUUCCCACGCUGUGUAAAAUGACACAGAGCACUCUGGGUGGCUUUCAAGCUUUUUGUUUUAUUAGGGCCCCCACCCACCCACCGCGCAGGGGUGGGGGCCAGGGGGGGGGAGGACAGUAGGUCCCCCCCCUUAUUGUUUUAUUAGGGGCCCCACCCACCGCUCAGGGGUGGGGGCCGGGGGGGAGGACAGUAGGUCCCCCCCCUUAUUGUUUUAUUAGGGCCCCCACCCACCGCGCGGGGGGGGAGGGGGGAGGACAGAAGUCCCCUCCCCCCCCCCAUAUCUUUAUUUAGGGCCCCCACCCACCGCUCAGGGUUGGGGGCUGGGGGGGGGAGGACAGUAGGUCCCCCCCUUUAUUGUUUUAUUAGGGCCCCCACCCACCCGCCCCCAUAUCUUAUUUAGGGCCCCACCCACGCUCAGGGUUGGGGGCCAGUAGGUCCCAUUGGGGCCCCCACCCACCGCGCAGGGGUGGGGGCCAGGGGUAGGCCCCCUUGGUUUAUAAGGGCCCCCACAGGGGGGGAGGACAGUAGGUCCCCCCCUCAUUAUCUUCAUGGCCCCCACCCGCCACUCAGGGUGGGGGAGGGGGGGAGGACAAUAGGUCCGUGUAAUUUGUCAUUUUUUUUUUUUCAACAGUGAGCAGCCACAGGCUGCUCACUGUUUGUAGAAUGCCCCUACUGCGGUAUAGCAGUAGGGGCAUUUGGGAGAUUUUAAUCUCCCUUGUGCUAUUAUGGGGGUCAUAUUGACCCCCAUAGAGUGAGAGGGACCUGGGGGCUUAUGAAGUGGUGGGGAGCACUGCUCCCUGCCGCUUCUAUCUUUACAUAUUACAAGGAGGGAGCUGCGUGCCGUAGCUCCCUCCUUGUAACAAACUAACACUGAUACACAGAUACACUGAUACAUAGUGUUUGUUUGUUCGGCUGAUAUUUCUAUUCAUCAUUCGUCUGUCUGAUGAAUGAAUGAAUAGAUGAAAUUCCCGUUCGCAUGUCCAGGUGUUUCACUGGGCAUGUGCGGGAAUCUCACAGUCUGUCUAGUGUGGGCUGAUGACGUGUCCCACAGGGACUUCAUCUACCCACACAAAGAUGGCGGCGCCCUGAAUCAAGAUCGGGGCAGAAAAUCAGGAUUAAAAAAUAGGUAAUGUGGGGGGCUUAGGGGCAUUUGGGGGUGACUAGUGGGUCAAUUGGAUGUAGUGGAGGGGGGGGGGGUUAAAAAAAAAAAAAAACGGGAUUCGGCAUGACAGUGCCGCUUUAACACUCUGAUUUUGCAGCCCAAGUGGGGCCCCACUAUUUUAAGAAUGGUCUUAUUGUGUUUUGCAUAUUUUGCCGUUAAUGAUUUUGCCUUUCCUGUGGUAUUUAUUUUAUUUAUUUUUCUGUCAGUAAAGAAUAUGGUGUCUGUUGGAAAGAGUGUCCUGCAGAAAAACAAUGUAUCUGAUUUGGAAGAUAUUCGGUAAUGGCUUAAAAUAAGCUCAUUUUCUUUGUAAUUUUUUUAAAAUGUAUAAUGUAGUGUUGCAUAGAAUUUUCACAGUUGAUGUUCCUGUAGCUUGAAGGGACACUCUAUGAAUGAUGUAUUUAUUUUUUUUUACACAGUAUCACACUUAGUUAACCUCCACCACUGUCUGUGGUCCAACCUCUUAUGUCACUAAAGCAGGAAUUCCCUCUUGCACAAUAUUGACAACAGUUCCACUUGAUUUGGGAUGGUAUUUAUUGGCGGAGAGCAUCAGCUGAUUCUUUCAGCCAAUAAGUCCUGUCCAAAUAGGGGCAAAAUUGAUCUAAUACGGAUGGGAUCUUACACAUUUAGCAGUAUCUGAAGAGGGGGCCAGACUGUAGGCUUCCCUGGUUUCUGCUAGAAAUCAAACCAUUCAAAACUAUAUGGACACUUGAUGUGUGCACAGCAUUCCGGUUUUUCUAAAUUAUUUGGGUUUAAGUAUUUUAGUAGUACAUUUUUUUUGAUUCGAUAUUACAGGUCAUUUUGAAAAAUUUCCGAUUGAUACAAAAAUUACCAGAGAGAAUAAAAUGCCUGUAGUGCCCCUUUUAACAAAAAAAAAAAACUAUUCUCAAACUUUAAAUUUGUGAUGCAAAGUUGGUGCCAAGUGGCUACUAGAAUUGUGCACUACAAAAUUAUUAGAGAUUUUUUUUUUUUAAUUCAUACAGAUUUUUAAAAUUUGCAAUACCUCGAUUUGAUAUUCAAAAAGACACUAAUUUGGUCGAAAUUCUGCAGAAUUUCAGUUCAGGCAGAACUGAAUCUCCAAAUGUAAUGACUAUGUACCAUCUCCUGACACAGUAGCCACUAUUUAUUCAAACUUGUGGUUUUUUUUUGUUUGUUUUUUUAUUAAAGAAUAAAAGUGUUGGUUACAAGAAAUUGUAAAUGAACAGUAAUUUUUGCUAGAUGGUACAUUUUAAAAUGUUAGUGGGCUUUACAUUAUUAAGUGGCAAGUGUUCAUUGCAGACAAGAUGGAACCUUCUCUGUAAAUUGAAGUUUAAGAGUUUUACACAUUAUGUCCUUUGGGUACCAGGGAGGUAGAUUCAAAUAGUAGUAGCUGUAAACAUAUAUUUAGCGGCUUAAUACUUGCAGUUAUAAACCUAAUCACAAAUGUUAAUUUACCAUUUCAACAUAGGUUGGGAUUCCACUGGCCUCCUUUCUGCUCAAUAGCCCACUUGCAUCUUCAUGUACUGGCACCAGCCAGCCAACUAGGAUUUCUCUCUCGUAUGAUAUAUAGAAUCAAUUCCUACUGGUUUAUUACAGUAAGUACCAAUGUAUAAAUUGCCUUCAAUUGUGAUCAUUUCUUCCAUGUAGGCAACAUUCUAAUUUCUGUGAAAUACUGUAUUUUUUAACUAUUGUGUACUUGCCUUUUCUGUGUGGCAGAAUUAUUGCAUUGUUGUAAGUAAUCAGAAAAAAAGACUGCAGUUUAAAAAGUACGAUUAUUCAAUUAAAGGGACACUAUAGUCACCAGAACAAUAACCGCUUAUUGUAUUUGUUUGUUUUAGUGAGUGUAAUCAGUCCCUUCAGGAUAUUUGCAGUUUACACUUUUUUAUUAUUUAUUUAUUUUCUGAGAAAAGGCAGUAUUUACAUUACAGUCUAGGGAUACCUCCACUGGCCACUCCUCAGAAGGCCACUAGAGGUGCUUCCAGUGGCAGUGCUACACCCUCUGCAUGGAGACACUGAACCUUUCUUAUAGAGAUGCAUUGAUUCAAUGCAUCACUCUAAGGAGAAGCUGAUUGGCCAGGGCUGUGUUUGGUUUGCGCUGGCUCUGCCCCUGAUCUGCCUCCUUGACAAGCUCAGCCAAUCCAAUGCUUUCCUAUGGGAAAGUAUUGUGAUUGGCUCAGAUCACCACUUCUGAUGAUGUCAACCAAGCAGGCUGAUCCAGCAGCAGCAGACUACUUGAAUAAAGGUAAAAUGUAUCUAUAUUUAGGAUCGCCAGGGAGGUUAAAUUGUGUUGUUGUUGGUUUUUUUGUUUUUUAGCACUAUAGGGUCUGGAAUACAUGUUUGUGUUCCUGACCCUAUAGUGUUCCUUUAAACUGAGAAAAAUUAAUUACAGAGUUUAUCCAGCCAGGAAUCUGCUGUUUGAAAAGAUGGCAACUGAAGCCUGACCACUAAUAAUAGCAACGGCUUAACUGGCUUCAGGAGAGAUUUGAUUUAAAUUCAGUCAAUUUAAAUCACUAGCCAAUAAGAUUAAAUCAAGACUUUUAAACAUUUAGACUCAUUCUUGCUGUUUUGCAACCAGAUGAAGAUUUCAUUUUAAGACUAAUAACUUUUCAUAUACAUUUUAAUGGUUAAUUUUGUUAUGUACCAUUAGAACUACAUAGAUGAUGACAUUGCAAGCUGAACUAUUUUCUGUUUAAUAGGGACUCCUAUUUGGAGAAAAACUUAAAUUAAAUGUGUUUAUUGUGUGUACACUGAUUUACAGAAUAAAAAUUGGAUUAGAGACCCAUUUCUAAUGUCUCCUUGCAAAAUUGGGUCACAAUGAGGAUCCAGGUGUUGGAAGGUAUCAAUAGGGCUGCAUUGUUGCUACCCUUUCUAGACCAAUGUCUGCAAUACCAAUUGCCUCGGACAAAUUGUUUUCAAAUUAAUUUCUUGCAAACGCAUUCUGACUCUCUGAGUUGGACUCAAAUUCCGAACAUACUACUCUUAACAGUUAGGCACAUUAAUGCUAAGCAAUGUAUUGUGGAAUGGUAUUCCAUUCUAGGAGAAUUCCCCACCCUCUCAAAAAAAAUUAUAAUUUCCAUAUCAGAAAAUAUGUCAAACCUAUUUCUGAAGAAGAGUGGACCUGUUUGCAUGAGAACUCCGCACUCAUAAUGUUUCCCACCUAGAGAUGUUGUACAAGUUAUUCUGCAAUAGCACCUAGUGCCAGCUCAAUAAGCACAGAUUCAGCAAUUCCAAUUAGCUCUAAGCUUGUGUCUGAUGAGCAAAUUACAUAGGUUUUCUUUGUAAUGGCAAAAACAUUUUUGAGACCUGAGUGUGGUCUCAAAUCAGAUCAAAUGGAUGUUAAGACUGAAAAAUGUCAGUAGCAGCUAGUGCGGCCAGUAGACCUUCAAUGGCCUUAACCUCUCUGGCUAAGGCCUUUAUGAAGUGGCUGGACCUUCUUGAAGAAGAUAUUGAGAAAUUACUUCACAGAUCUUUUUUGAUGGCAUCACUUUCUGAGCGUACGCUGGAGCCAUUUCCCAGUAAUGGGGCAAACUCAAGACUUGGGUCUCGGGCAGGCGCUGAGGUUUCUCUGUUGCCGGUGACAUGUAUCUGGUGUCUGCAGGGUUGCAGAAGCUUAAUGUUGAUUCUGCCAGACAUCAUUGCCUGAGUGCAUCAGAUUACUGCUCUCAGUCGGUGAAUGCAACUCUGUAAAUAGAAAUAUGCACAUAAGUUUCAUGCUGGCUAAUAAGAUCCCAAUGAUGCAGAGCAAAUACAGAUUACAGGCACCAUGACCACUUCAAAUCAGUGAUGUAACCGUAGUGCUUUGAGUAAUCCUUUAAGGUCUAUUUCUGAACUGUAUAUGUUAGUUAUAACUGUUUUGCUGUGAAAGUGUAUGUUCAAUUAAAAUUGAGUUUACAUGUUAAUGUAACUAUUGCAUGAAUAUACAGCAGCAUGCUACAUAACUAACCCCCUUUAUUUAUUUAUUUAUUUUUAUAUCCAUCCUGAUUGUGAUCCACCACUAAAGGUGUGGAUUUGACCAAAUGUAAACAUUGUAAUUUCUCAUUCUGAUAAAGUGAUUUUGGGGCUUAGUGUCCUUUUUUUGUUAAAUAUUUCCUUCCUCUUCUAAAAUGUUCUGUAAUAUUAAUCCCCUAUUACCGCCCAUAUACUUGCACAGUUACUAGAGAAAUAACUGCAGCUAUGAUACAUGCUGUUGACUGACAGGUGAGGGGGCUGACCAUAUAUCUUUACACGGAUUUAUUGUAAAAUCUAUGCAUUUUAUAACACAAUAUACAGCGAAUAUUUAACACUCAAAUUUAAAGGGCCACUACAGUCAAUGGUAAAUGAAUGAGGAGCAUAAAUAAAUAAACCACCUUUAUUCAGUAAUGUAAAGCUGUACAAACACAUGCAUAGAUUAAAAAUAAAUCCAAACUCUGUCAGACUACAUAUCUAACCUAAUACUUAGGUCUGUACACACAAAUAAAAAUUUUUUUUAAAAAUCCCACUACAAUGAUACUUGUAGUAAUUACCAACACACAAUGGAAAAAUAACUAAACAGACAGAAAACCAAGACCAAAACUGAUGAGCAGAAAUCACCAAUAAUAGGUUAUAUGAAACGCACAAGGUCAAAAAAUACAUACCAGGAAAUAAAUGGGGAAAAAGUGUUUCAAUGUGAGAGAAGGGGAAUAUCAAAACUCAGUCCCAAUGAUUCGGCUGAAGCCCUUUAUCAAGGGAGCGCUUAAAUCACCCAUAUUACUUAAUCUCAUUAAACUAGUCCUGUCAUUUGUAACCCUAGUGCGACACUUACAUUGCAGAGUUAAUAAAUAUAUAUAUAUAUAUAUAUCUCUAUCUCAAUAUACAUAAUGCAGUAUUACAUUUGAAUAACAUUUUAAAAAAUAGAACUUUUUUUUUUUUUCAUUUCUAUACAUCAAAUGCAAGUAAAGAAAACAAACUCAAAAUAGAUUCACUAAUUAGUCCUGAUUGUUAAAAUGCACAAUAUGUCUAGGUUUUCAAUACAUUUUUAAUAAGUCAUAAAACAAAUACUGCAAGGAGUGAAUUAUGGUUUUAAAACUGAAACUUUGACAUUUGGCAUAUGAGAUUGCAACUUUCAUACAAAAUCCAAAACUGCUACACAAAAGUACAUCCCCCAGGCUAUGUAAUGAAGAGCACUUUGAGUUUGUGAUAAAAUGGUUAAAUUAAAAGUGUAAAAUUUAGGGGGGUGGGUGUGUGUACUUUUCCCUGUCACAUGUCUUUAUUUUGGGGACAAUGCAUGUCGCACUACUGCAAAAACACCAUAUUUGUAUUCUGCUACUUGGGUACAAUGAUAACCUUUAUCCCUAAUCCUACCUAUAAUCAGAGAAAAGACUGUUUGUUUAUAUUGCUGCCUAGUAACUCUAGUAGCAGUCAUUUAGAUGCCACUAGAGGUGCUUCCGCUCUGCAUAGAGACACUGGCCAUUCCCUGUAGCGAUGCAUUGAUUCAAUGCAUGUCUGAGGAGAUUCAUACUGACACAGCGCUGUGUUUUGCUGUCCAUGUGUAAUAGCCUCGCAAUGCUUUUCUGUGGGAAAGUAUUGGAUAGAUCUCUACCAUGGAGGCAGAACCAGCCGUGUCGAGACCGGCGCGUGGUGGGAGAAACGGUGAGAUAUCUCCUCAUUACUGCACAGAGAGGGGGCUGGUUACCUAAACAGUCACUUCUGCACUAUAAUGCCAAUAAUAAGUUUGCAUUCCUGGCACUAUAGUGUUCCUUUUAAGUGAUUAAUCAUUAAACUUUUGUUUUCAAAAAAGUUACAAAAGUUCAUAAAUGAUUUUAACAAGUUACCCAUUUCAACAUUAAUAUGGCUUUGCAACUGAAAGUCUAAUUGUGUUUCUAUUUGUUUCUGCAGGCAGAUCAGCUCAUUGAACGUCUUCAAGCAAACACAUCUACAAGCUGAAAUGUGUCAUGUUAGCUGUUAUGAUCAAGUCUCUAUCCUGUGGGGGGAAAAAACAGAUCAUGUUCGUUUUUAACAGAGCAAGCUCCUGAUAUGUUAUGAAUGCAUUGUAUUUAUUGUUUGAUUGAAACCCAGGUUUUAGGCUGUAACCAGGAACUGCAUUUUAUGAUGCUGCUUUUCAGAACAAAUGCAGUGUACAGUGGCCAUGAGGGUGCACUAAAUACACAGAUUAGCUCUAAACCUAUAAUAAAUGGCCAAACACAAUUCUACUGGAAAUUCCACACAUGACAAGAUAUAUAACUACUUCUCUUGCAUGUUUUUUCUCCAUCCUGUCCUUUUAUCCAUAGAUGCUAACGAUAGAGCUUUCUUGGAAGUUUCAGAAGACACAUACUUUAGCCAAAUGUUAAUGCUAAAGAAAUGUUGUGGGUCUUUGUUUUAACUGUGAAUUCAACACUAAUUUUAUGAAAUAACUUCCAUGAUGUAUUAAUGAUAACUAUGUCUGUUUUUCUUUUUGAAGAUUAUAUAAUUUAUUUUAGAAAACAAAUUUAGCACCAACUAGAUAUGUGGUUAUUCAUUAAAAUGUGACCUUUGGGGAAUUGACAUUUUUAGUACGGAUUAUCCAAAAUAAAAAAAGUUGGACAGUCUUUUAAGUUGAGCUCUUUUAGAAUUAUGGUUGAAAUUCACUUUACUAUUGUCACUUAGCAG